UUUAUAACCUUAAUAAUUUGAUGGAAAUUGCAAUCUAUUUAGCACUAAUACUUUGAAGCGUUCAAAUGGUUAAUUAUAGAUGGUUAAUUAUAUUUAAGUUGGGCUUAUAUAUGUAAAAUAAAUUAGGCCAAAAUUACAGGAUAUAUCAUUGCCCAAUUUAUUAUAUUUAAUAAAUAAAUAAAAACAACAAUUUUAAAAUAUAUCAAUUAUUUAUUAUAUUUUAUGCAUUAUGUAUUAUACACAUAAUCGUAUCGUUUAAUCAAUCAAAAUAGAUAUCAGUAUUUGUAAUACAGAAAUGGUAUUUUUGUUUUUCUUUACAAUCUAUUUAAAAGCCAAACAUAGAAGACAACAAACUCAAUAAAAUAAUAGAUUUUAUAAAUAAUGUAUUAGCUAAUUACUUAAGUCUAUCAGAAAACGGUAUGUUACUUUGAAAUAUUUAAGUCUAAUACAAUUAAUAUAUUAAAAUAACUAAAAUAUAAGAAUUAAGAAAAAAAGCUAUAACUAGGCAAAUCUAACUGUUUUGAAGCAAACAUCUAUUUCAAACUAGGUCCUAUACGGGCUGUAACCGGGCAAACCUAACUGUGAGUUUUGGGGAAAAAGUUGUAAAUUUAAACCAGGCCCAAUUCAGGCAAGCCCAAGUUCAAAUAUCCUAAAUAUGUCCUGAAUAGGUUUCAGUCUGAAAAGCCUUUAUUUUGGAUGCCUAAGUAUAUAACGCCCCUAUGGCCCAAUAUUAAAUAGGGCAUGCUUAAAUGAAUUUCCACACGGGUUACUCAAUAAAGCCUUCGGCACACGAUACGAUUCGGCUCACUCACUCUCAUAUAGCUGUCGCUUCGUGCACAUAGCACGGAACGCAACCAAAAAAUUGUGGACAUAGCGCGGAAGAGACCCAAAAAGUCGUGCACAUUAUUUAUGAAAAGAUAUAUUUCAGAUUACGCAUAUAUUAAUUAUUUCAACAAUCUACAAAUAAACAGUUAAACAAAAGUUUUAGAUGGAUAGUAUAGAUGGAAUAACCGAUAGUAAAUAAAAAAAAACCUAGACAUUAAUGAAUAACUUCAACUAACUUCAGACAGGUAGACAUUAUUGUCCUCGUGUAUAUUUAGCAUGUCUUUCGCCUUUAGAAAAAAUACAUUUUUUUCUUUCCUUAUGCGCAUUUGAAUAUUUGAAAUUGAUUAAACAUCUCCAAGGAAGCGAAAGAAAAUGGCGGUAAAAGCCUCCAACAAUUGCGCUCGUGUCAUUGAUUAACAACUUAGUUCGGCAAUUUUGCUACUCAGCACGCUCGCACAGAGAUGAUGAAAGCCGGCAGCUUUGAAUCGCCGCAACGAAUGUCCUCCAGAAUUCCCAGUGUCACCUCGUCCAAGAUAAAGCUCAGUGCCUUCGGACGAACCCGUAGGGCAGGAUGCGAGCGAAACGUCGCUUCGGCGCUUCUUCAACAACGACAGGCCCUGCGGAUCGUUCACGAGAACGUGGACGUUACACCGAAGCCGUUAGUCCACUCGGCCUUCAGCACCAUCGAUGAGAAUCAGAUGACCGCCCUGGAAAGCAUCGGAUUAGGCCAGACUGGAAGUAGUUCCCAACUCAUGAUAUCGCCCUCGAGAAUCAGUGGUCUCACUGGUCUCAGUUCCUCUGUCCUUCUCAAGUCCCUCUCCGAGGAGCUGCAGAUGGAGAGUCUGUUGUCGAUGCAGGUUUGCGAAUCUUUGCCUAUGGAGGAGGACGAGGAUGUCGCGCCGUCACCAUUUUUUCUACCUAGCGACGACCCAGCAAUAUUUGCAACACGUCCGGAAAUUGUGACAAUCACCUUGAGGGAGACGCAAACGUUUUUUGUAUUCGAGAUGCCACAAAUGACCGAGGAUCUACAAACUCCCGAGGGACAGGCGGUCGUACAGGAGAACGAGAAUUAUGAGUAUGUGACAGUAGGACCAGGCUCCAAAGUACGAAAGCUGUUAAACGUCGAGACGCAGACAGUGCGCGUGUUGACGAAAUCACGCGGCAGCUAUUGCGGCCUAAGGCCCCGCAAGAAUCAGGGGAUGUUUGUAAACAACUGGGUGAUUCAUGACACUUAUGCUGCACCGGAACUGAUGGUAGAGAGGAACGGACGUAUGAUCGUACACACAAAGGAAUCGAUGCAGCGGAUGCGAGAGACGCAAGAACUACGAUACAAGCUUCCCGAGCUUGAAACGGUCGCCGAUCAGAGUACCGAGGAGCAGCUGUCUCGUAUCUAUCGGGAAACAAAGUUCUUGGAUGCGGCGCGCGUGAUGGAGCGUAUAAUCGCGAACAAUGUCUUCGCGGAGGCGCAGAAGCGUUUCACCGGAUUAACCAAGCGUGAUCCGUGCGCCCUGGAUCUGGAAUUCGAUUAUCACCUUGAUCUGCUGUGGACAUUCGCAUGCGAGAUGGUGCAUAAUCGUCCCGUGGCCGCAUUUCGUUGGAGUCCAGCCAAUGCGAGCAUUCUCGCGGUCGCCUAUGGCACCAAAAGCGGGUCCAGCAGGACGGACGGAGUGCUAUUGAUCUGGUGCGCCAAGAAUCCCAGCCAACCCGCUCGCGAGUACAUUUUUGAUAGUCCACUGUCUGAUAUCGAUUGGAGCAAGGAAAGGCCGAAUCUUCUAGCGAUCGGCUUUUACGAUGGAAAUGUGAAAGUUAUCGAUAUCAGCGCGAAUAAUUUGAACAUUAUUAGGCAGAGUCAUAGGGAGACAUCAGCAGGUUGCUCACCACAUUGGCAAGUUCAAUGGUGGAGCGGCGACGAGCAGUUUGACUACCAAGAGCAGAUCUACACUAGCGAUCAAGACGGCCGGAUAUACUGUUAUCGUUUGGGCGAGGAUUUUUUCGCCACAGAGAUUAUGUGUCUCUAUCGAGUCGAGGGUAAGCUGGAUGGGAUAUCGAGAACCGAUCACUGUGUGGCUUACGACGUGCCUAUCAGUCGCCAACCAGGCGCUCUCGUUCUCCGAAGACAUCCUGUCCUCAGCAACGUCUACUUCGUUGGCUCCGACGAAGGUUGCGUUUAUCGAUGCUCCACGAAUUACUUACGUCAACACGUGGAGAGUUUUCUGGCACACGACGGCCCGAUCUACUCAUUUGAGUUCUCGCCCUUUUGCAAAAAGUUAUUUUUGACCUGUGGUGCCGACUGGUGCAUCAGGAUCUGGGCCGAGGGUCUCUCCGAUCCGCUUAUCACCCUGUCGACGGCGAUGGCAUGCGUGAGGAGCGCUUGUUGGAGCCCCACGUGUUCCACUAUCAUCGCCAGCGUUGUAAACGACCAGAUCUGCGUGUGGGACAUUCGUAGGAAGACACACACACCGACAUCCGUGACUGUUCCGACGAGCGGAGCGAGACUGGUGACUGCUGCUUUUACAGCAAAUGGGAAUCAGCUGGUGAUCGCUGAUGUCGAGGGCGUCGUUUACAUGUACAAUCUCGAAGGCAUGCCAUUUCCGCCCUACGAUCAAACAAAAGUAUUGAUCGAGUCUGUCCGCAAGGCACUGACAACCAAACCGGAACUGUUGAGGAAGCUGAAGAAACUCGGUUCGCCAUUCUGAUCAUUCGGUUUCUGAUAGGGUAAGUACCAAGAGAUUCAAAUUGUUUUAAAGCAAAAAUUUAUUUAUAUUUUUGUAAAGACUUUUUCUACUUAAAUUAGAAUAUUACUUAAAAAGAUCGCGCGUAAAUUGUGAAAUAAAUUCUUUGAGAGUAUGCAAAUAUAUUCCAUCGAGCUUUUAAUUUGAUGGAAGAAACGAUAAGAGCGUAACCAUAAACCCUCAAACAAAAUGAAAAAUAAUUGCACAAUAAUAAAUGAAAUUAAGACCGAUGAAAUGAAUAACAUUAAGGUGAAAAUAAUGGACUGCUCCUAAAAGAUGAGAAGAUAUUUCAAUUACUGUAUAUAGACUUCUAUCACAGACUAAUAGAUACAUUAAUCUGUGCUUCUACCUGGGUUGCUUUAUUAUCGACUGCAGUCGAUAGAUCCUCUCGACACGUGGGGACCCCUCUCGAUCUCAGUCUGCCGGUCGCAGCAUCGCAGACUUCAUUGUGACAAGAGAGAAAGAAAAGGAGAGAACGAAAGAAAGAGGUAGAGAGAGGGAACAAGCCGAGCGCUUGGAUUCGCCGCGGGGUCUCCGCCGGCGGGGCCCGAGACCGAGAACGGGGCCCAAGCCUGAAGCCUUCCGGUGUAUGCUGGAGAGGAGAGAGGGGUCAUCUCACCCUGCCCUGUUCUCCUCCGUGUUGCCGCUGCUCGUGGGCACGAACCGCAGCUACCGCCGUCAGCGGGCAGUCUCUUAUUACGCCCGCGCUCAACUCUACGCGAAUUCUAAGUUCUUCCUCUACUUAGGCCGCUUCACAAUGAUAACGCGAAUUGCCGAGGAUAUCAAGAAUCCGAAAGUCGCCCCGAAGUAACGGGCUUUAUUCGGAAUAAAGGGGAGCAAGGCAAAGUUUUGAAUCGUCUUCCGGAGUACAAUGUGAUUGUAAUCCGAGUUUAUUAAUUAGAAGACAGAAUCGCGCGAGUAUAAUGCUAAUGCUGAAUAACAAUGUGAAUUUUGACAUAGUGAGCUAUUUAUAGUUUUGAUAGAUAAAUAAAAACAUACUGAAAUCGA
Messenger RNA from Monomorium pharaonis (pharaoh ant), 4565 nucleotides. RefSeq names its product WD repeat-containing protein 78. The record is from RefSeq and is a predicted model, not a curated record. Gene Ontology annotation, cellular component: axonemal dynein complex. The transcript is spliced from 4 exons. NCBI's taxonomy places the organism in Eukaryota, Metazoa, Arthropoda, Insecta, Hymenoptera, Formicidae. Gene Ontology annotation, biological process: cilium movement. Gene Ontology annotation, molecular function: dynein heavy chain binding; dynein light chain binding. The coding region runs from base 1287 to 3521 and encodes 744 amino acids.